Molecule: messenger RNA, 1542 nt
Organism: Kockovaella imperatae
Lineage: Eukaryota; Fungi; Basidiomycota; Tremellomycetes; Tremellales; Cuniculitremaceae
Product: general substrate transporter
Exons: 13
Coding region: 1-1542 (513 amino acids)
Biological process (GO): transmembrane transport; carbohydrate transport
Cellular component (GO): membrane
Molecular function (GO): carbohydrate:proton symporter activity
Source: RefSeq, a predicted model, not a curated record
AUGUCUGAUUGGCACAAUAUUCCAAAUGUCCGAGACACCACGAAAUGGUACAAUGACAAGGGACGCAUGAAGCUCAACUUCUUUCUGAGUAUCAUCUUCGUAGGCAUGAUCCUGAAUGGCUACGACGGAAACAUCAUUGCUGGCCUGCAAGCUUUUGAUGCAUGGCAUGAAGAUCUCGGCAAUCCCGGUGGUGUUGGAAUCGGACUCCUCAACGCCUCGGGUUACAUCUCCGGACUCCUUGUCGGACCAGUCAUCGCUUAUAUCGAUGAGCAUUUUGGUCGAAAAUGGGGUAUUCGAUUCUACGGUUAUUGUCUGCUCAUCGGCUCCAUCAUCGGUUGCGUUGCCGGUGUCAAAGGCAUCAAUGGAUAUGCAGCCUUUAUCUGUGGAAGAGUUGUCAUCGGCUUUGGGCUGGCUUCUUUCCUGCUUACGUCCCUCGCCGUGGUGCAAGAGAUCCCUCAUCCGCGAUCACGUUCGGUCAUCGCGCAGUCCUGGGACUCAUACUACAUCAUUGGUUCUACGAUUGCCGCUUGGGUCAUCUUCGGCACGAGUUAUAUCAGUAACUCUUGGUCAUGGCGGAUCCCUUACAUUCUCCAAGUCCCUAUGGCCCUCUACUGUCUAAUCGCCGUUCAAUUCGUCCCAGAGACCCCUCGUUUCCUCAUUUCCAAAGGAAGAGACGAGGAGGCUCUCCAGUUCUUGGCCGACUAUCACGGCAAUGGCAAUUACGAUGAUCCCCUUGUCCUUUUCGAGUUCAACGAGAUUCGGGAAGCCAUCAACCAAGAAAAGGCUGCAAAAGCCGAACAGUGGACUCAGAUCUUGAAGAGCCGAUCAAACCUGCACCGACUGUUCCUUGCUGUUCUCAUGAUGUUUUUGACCAAUAUGUCUGGCUCUUCAAUCAUCUACUUCUACUACACCAUCGUGUUCGAGUCUGUCGGCAUUACGAACCCUACGACCCAGACUGGUAUCAACGCCGGCCUCAACGUUUUCACCUGGAUUUGCCAGAUAGCUUUCGUUUACGUUGGCAAGCAUGUAGGCAGACGCCCGAUCCUACUCUGGCUCUGGCCUUGCCUUUUGGUCGCGCUUGCCGGUCUUUGCGCCUCGAGCGGUGUAUACAGCAAUAGCGCCGAUGGCAACACACAUGCUGCUGUAGCUACGGUCGUCCUCGUGUGGCUGUAUCAAGGAGCUUUCAACUGCUCGAACCCUGUUCUGUAUUCAUACCCCGCAGAAGUGCAGACCUUUUCGAUGCGGUCCAAGGGUCUUUUGGUCUGGAACACGGUCUCACAAUUCACUGGCGCCUAUGUCGUCUUCGUCGACGCUGUGGCUCUCGACUCCAUUGGAUACAAGUACUACCCUGUCUACAUGGGUCUCGUUAUCAUUCAAUGGGUCCUUGUCUACCUUUACAUGGUGGAAACCAAGGGUUACACUUUGGAGGAAAUAGCUCAAGCCUUCGAGGGAUCCACGGUCAACCUCGUACCGGCGGAAGCUUACAUUCCCGCGGACUAUGAGGCACAGCCUGGAAAUGCUGCAGUCGAUGACAAGAAAUAA